Molecule: messenger RNA, 791 nt
Organism: Salmo salar (Atlantic salmon)
Lineage: Eukaryota; Metazoa; Chordata; Actinopteri; Salmoniformes; Salmonidae
Gene: megf6
Product: Multiple epidermal growth factor-like domains 6
Molecular function (GO): calcium ion binding
Source: RefSeq, marked provisional
GACACGGUGUUUUUUAUUGUCUAGAAAGUUGUAAAUUGUCACGUUUGUGUCUGAACUGAAGUUAAUCGGGGUUGUUGUAUGCACGUUAUUGGGGAUAUGAGCAGAACUCCGGAAGGGGAAAAUGGAGUCCCUAGAGAAAGCAAGUACAAGAUAGGUGUCAGGGAUGGAGCGGCAGUAUUAUCAUAAGGAGACGUGUACUUGGAAAACGGAGAAGGAAUGGAGGGAAAAAGAGAGAGAGAAGAGGUCUAAGAGAGUGAGGGAAGAAGAGGGUGAGUUUAGAAGAGGGUGAAUCCAGGUGAAGCUACUGUAUGUUGGAACAUUGCUGUGGGGACUUACUUCCGUUCAGCCACAAUAGCAUUAGUGAGGUAGGGCACCAAUUGUGAAGGUUAAUUGAUCAUUACGUUUCUUAUCCGGCCGAAUGGCCUACUACACAGCCUACAGACAGACCUACAGACAGGACUACAAGUGCUGUCCUGGAUGGACCCAGCUCCAUGGAGAGAUAUGAAUGAGUGUGAGGAGACCAACGGUGGCUGUGAGGCUUUGUGCUGCAACACCAUCGGCAGCUUCUGCUGCAAGUGUCCACUCGGCCAGGAGCUCAUGGAGGACGGCAAGACCUGCCAAGCUGAAGUUGGCCAUUCCUUCGCUGCUCCCAUCCAUGCACAGCAGUAGAUGAUUGAAGACAUCAAGAACAACCCUUGCAAAAUGUCCAAAAUGGCAUUAACGUGUUGAUUUAUGUCGGGCUUAUAGCAAUAUACUUUAUUCAUGUGAAUAAAUAUUUGUUUUUAACAGUU